CUCGUACCAGUUUUACGUCGGGACGUUUCGAGGCCGCAUUGUGUCGCACGUAGAGCGAGAGAGAUCAGGUGCGCGACGUCAAGGGCGGCGUAUCGCAUGCGAGAAAGGACACGGUGAGAGGGAGAGAGAGAGAGAAGCGAUCGUGCGACGCGGGUGGCGAUCGCGGAGGAGAUUGCAGGCGGAGACAAGUUGUGCGCGGCCCAGCGAUAUCCGUGGCGUAUAUUCGUGUAUGUGAUUGCGACUCGACGGCAGGCGCGAGCGCAGAAACAACGCGACAGAGGAAGGUGGCGACGACGCUGCUCAGUCGCGCGGCAAGACGACUGCGGCGUGCUGAGAAACGAGAGGGAGCAAGUGAGAGAGAGAGAUCAAAGUAGCGCGCUCUCUCGUAGCCGCCGUUCACGAUCCUCAAAGUACGGGUAGCGCGAUACACGGGCUACCGAAGUGUUUGGAAGCGGUGGCCCAGGAUGCUGCCCGACGUAGCAAGAUGGCCGUGAUCGGCGAACGCAAAUAUCACGCGGCGAUCCGUGCGAGCGCGUACGCGGAGUUCUCGUGUCAUAGAAUCGGGAGUAACGAGACGGGCACGUCCUCGGCGUCCUCGACGUUGACGCGCCGUCGUCGGCACAAAAAGAAAGGCGAGCCUCCGCAAGCCCUCACUAUGACAUCCACCUCGCGCGGAAGCUGUCCGGAGUCCGGCGAGCUCAGCGAUCCCGACGACGGUUACAUGGACACGGACCCGCUCAGGUACGAGCUGCGCAACAUACAGAGCGUCAUACACGUCACGCGGCAGAACAUCGACGCCCUGAAUAAUCGCUUCGCCGGCUUCCAGCAUCCGCCGUCGAUAUAUCUGAACGAGUACGACGAACUGACGAGUAAAUUGCACGAUCUAGAGUGCAAGGAGCAGAAACUCCACGAGCUGCUGAACGCGGAAAAGAUAACGAUUAGUAGCGUUUCCACGUCGGAGAGCGACAAUAGCGUCGCUAGAGAGCCCAGGACGCCCGUCAAGACUUUCGGCACGCUGAGAGCGUAUCUACCUAAUCAGCAACGCACCAGUGUGCAAGUACGAGAGGGGCUCUCCUUGAGAGACGCGCUGGCCAAGGCCAUGAAGCUGCGUAAUUUAACCACUGAGAUGUGUGCGGUUUACAUUCUGGGUAUAGACAGCUCCAAACACCUGACAUCCUGGGACACAGACAUCUCAAUGCUGGAAUGCGACGAGAUCUCGGUCGAGAUUUUGGAUAAGUUCCCUAUAACUACUUCCAUUUCGCACAACUUUGUGCGUAAGACGUUCUUCUCGCUAGCCUUUUGCGAAUACUGCAGGAAGCUGCUCUUCCAAGGCUUUUAUUGCAGAACGUGUAAUUACAGAUUUCACCAGAGAUGCGCGGGUGGCGUGCCAGCCCUGUGCCAUCAGGUACGCUUACAGGAUGCUUACUAUCAAGCUCUGCUCGCGCACAAUCCAGAGACCACGGCUGGGAUCUUGCAGUUGCCAUCCGGUUACGGGCUGAGCAGAAGUAUGUCCCCUUCUCUUGCUCCGUCGAGAAAUCAGAGGCAUCCGCGUUCCUUGGGCCAGCACGAUCGUUCCAGCUCCGCGCCCAACGUCUGUUUCAACAUGGUGAAACCGAGCGGCGAGCCUGUGACUCUGGAAGAGCACAGCAGAUCGGAGAGUUUAGGCAGACCUGCUGGCACCACUCAGAGUCCCGUGUCACCUGGCAGCAGUCCAACCAAGUACAGUCAGUCCACGCAGGCCAGUCCUACCAAUACUCUGAGGCCCAAGCGACCGAGAGCAAAGUCAGCCGACGAGUCGUCGAAGAACCUCCUAGCACCGAGGGAAUCCAUCGAAGACUGGGAGAUUCCGGAGGAUGAGAUUUUAAUAGGGGCGCGUAUCGGAUCGGGAUCCUUCGGUACUGUGUACAAGGCUCACUGGCACGGCCCUGUCGCGGUGAAGAAACUCAACGUCAAAAUUCCCACGACCGCACAGUUGCAGGCAUUUAAGAACGAGGUAGCUGUCUUACGUAAGACUCGACAUGUGAAUAUCUUGUUGUUUAUGGGUUGCGUCAGUAAGCCGUCUCUCUCGAUCGUUACACAAUGGUGCGAGGGUUCGUCCCUGUACAAACACUUGCACGUGUUGGAGUCUAAGUUUGAGCUGAUAGCGGUGCUGGAGAUCCCCAGGCAGACCGCCCAAGGUAUGGACUACCUGCACGCGAAGAACAUCAUUCACCGAGACCUGAAGAGCAACAACAUAUUCUUACAUGACGAUUCUACGGUUAAGAUCGGUGACUUUGGCCUGGCGACGGCCAAGACCAGAUGGUCCGGUUCUCAACAGUUUCACCAACCGACCGGCUCUAUUCUCUGGAUGGCGCCCGAAGUCAUAAGAAUGCAAGAAGAAAACCCGUACAGCUUUCAGUCCGACGUCUACGCCUUCGGUGUGGUGUUGUUCGAGUUGUUGACAGGUCAACUGCCGUAUUCGAAUAUAAACAACAAAGAUCAGAUAUUGUUCAUGGUAGGUCGCGGCUAUUUGCGUCCCGACUUGAAUAAGGUGCGUUCCGACACGCCGGAAGCGCUCAAGAGACUCACUGAGCAUUGCAUCAAGUUCUCGCGGGAUGAACGACCGGUAUUUCGUCAGAUUGUAACUAUAUUAGAGGCCAUUCUGCUCGCUUUACCGAAAAUAAAGAGAUCGGAGUCCGAACCGAACCUAAAUAGAACGCAGCUGCAGUCUGACGAUUUUCUGUACACUUGUAUUUCACCAAAGACCCCGGGGAACUUUCAGCCGGGGAACUUUGGAGCAUUUCCCUUUUAUGCUUCCGGUGGGAACAUAUAAAUGUAUUGGCUGACACAUUAUAAGUCUGAUGCACAUACUGCAUAAAACAAGUAUUUAAAAUAUUGAAAAUAAUGCGAUAAGCUUAACACUAUGAACAAUCUACAUAAUUCUCUUCAAUUACACUCUGAUCGUGUCGCAGAUGUUCGCUCGAUGUGGAAUGUGAAAAUAUUCUUUGAUAUGAGACCGAGGAGGGGGCAAAGAGGAAGAAAGCUUUGUAUCGACUAGGGGGGAGGGAGGGGAGAAUAGCAUGUGUAGCUUUUAUCUUUAGACAUUUAUCAAAUGUUUACAAAGAAACGUAAAUUUUCAUUUGAUUACGAUUAUUCAUAUAUAAAUACACAUACACAUAUUCGUAUAUAUAUACACAAGUGUACAUAUAUACAUAUAUUACACGUGCAUGCACGUCAAUAUAACGGUCUGUUGAUUUUGUGGGAUCCUUAUGAAGGAUGUAAAACUAAAGUAAGUCACAUAAGAAGUAAACGGCAUUUAAGUCGUGCGGGCCGUCGCUUAUCUGAGGUAUUUUUCCAAAGGCCGAAGUGAUUUUUGUACCUACUUCCGUGGUUUUUGUCUUGAGUAUGCUCAUGUAAUUCAAAUUCUUCUCACAUACGAUCGCUACAUACGUAUUGGUACACGGGUUGCUUUGUGGCAAAUGAUAACGAGAGUCGCGUCGCAAAAAUACGUAUCGUAGUACAGAUUUCCGUUUUAAGAGAAGAAGAAAAGUCGCACAUUUAUAAAGUAAUACGCGCAUAUACUCAUUAAUGGGGUGAUCUUAUAAAUGAACCUGCUAUAAAUUAGGGAUAUUGAUUUUAAAAUGGACAAAGAUUUCUCCCGACAUGCCUGUAAAACGCUUAUUUCGUUUGACGAAUCAUUUCCGAGGAUGCUCUUAAUUAUUCUUCCUACUAUUAAGUGUAAGUAAGCAAUGCAAAACGGUGCGUGCACGAAUGAUAACUUCACGCACUGUAUACACGCAGCAUUGUACUUUCUCGGAGAAAGAAAUGUAUGACCUGAGAAAAAUAUUAAUAUUCUUUUAUGCUAUUAGAAAUGCUUGUGUUUGUUUCGUAAUUUAUUUAACCGAAGGUCACGUGUUUAAAGAGGUAAGCCAGAUAGAUGGAAAAUCGUAGCAAACGGGAGAGAAAUGUCAAGUUAAAUAUCCCUAAUAUUUAAUAACGCUAGCAAGAGAGAGAAAAAAAGAGAGAAAGAGAAUGUGUGACUAGAGGGGAGAGGAAGGAGGCAUCGUACCUUUCAGAUGCGUACGAAAAUUUUUCAAAAGAUUUUUGACCUACUUGUCCUUUCAUUUCGUAAGAUGCUAUAGUAAACAUAUCUAUUGUCGAGCAGAGUAUAGUUGAUCUGAAAAUGCUAGUACAAUGACUAGUAUGUUUUCGGUCGACGUUCUUUUCUGUAAAAUAUUUCUGAACAUCGGCUUGGAUGAUAUCAUGGCCUAAGAUAGAUAUAAUCAUUGUUGGUAACGAGCGUAAUAGGAUACACGUAUUGAAGAAAAAAAAAAUUUAACAAGGCGAUUAAUCAUGUAUGCGCUUCGAGAAAUUCUUUUACGAAACUUUUACCGUAGACUUCGCUUCUCUAACUUUGUAACUAACUCGAAUAUCUCGCGCGCAUCAGUAAAUUUAAGUUUUAAAGUUAAUUAUUCGACACACGACAACGAGAGAGAGGGAGAGAGAGAGAGAGAGAGAGAGAGAGAGAGAAGCAAUCUCGAGUAUGCGUGCGUAGUCUUUCAUAUCGAUUUGCGUUUGUAAUUGAUGUUAAACGAUACAAUUUAAUGAACGGAAUGUGCGCUCUUUCUUACGGUUGUAUCGCUUCUUCCGAGGCUAUCGUAAAUGCAGGAAGUAACGCAAAUUUCACUUCGAAUUAACCCGAUACAAUGCAAUUUUUUCGUUAGCGCCGAAGAAUUCGAUUGUAACGUCGCGUGUCGUUUUAAAUCUUCGUCACGACCAAACGUAUUUCGUUAAUGUACGUCACAAACAGUUCACACGCGCGGAAGGAAAGUGCAUUAGCAACGAACGCUCCUUAUUUUUUUGCGGAAUGUAAUAUAUUUUAUUUGACAUCCAUAUUUCGAGAAAAACCCUAAAUAUAUAUAUAAAA
This is a messenger RNA of Dinoponera quadriceps, 4906 nucleotides long. RefSeq names its product raf homolog serine/threonine-protein kinase phl (gene Raf). NCBI's taxonomy places the organism in Eukaryota, Metazoa, Arthropoda, Insecta, Hymenoptera, Formicidae. The coding region runs from base 485 to 2812 and encodes 775 amino acids. The record is from RefSeq and is a predicted model, not a curated record. Gene Ontology annotation, biological process: signal transduction; protein phosphorylation. Gene Ontology annotation, molecular function: protein kinase activity; ATP binding. The transcript has a single exon.